Molecule: messenger RNA, 1491 nt
Organism: Exophiala spinifera
Lineage: Eukaryota; Fungi; Ascomycota; Eurotiomycetes; Chaetothyriales; Herpotrichiellaceae
Exons: 3
Coding region: 1-1491 (496 amino acids)
Biological process (GO): carboxylic acid transport; transmembrane transport
Cellular component (GO): plasma membrane
Molecular function (GO): carboxylic acid transmembrane transporter activity
Source: RefSeq, a predicted model, not a curated record
AUGGAGAACGAGAAAAGUGUCAAUGAAGGUUACGCUCCUGAACAGGAUCGUCGGGUGUCAGUGCAUACAGCUCCUCUCGAUGCCACACCCAAGACAAGAUGGGAGCGCAGUUGGCCUACCAUUGCCUGUGGUGCUGGACUUUUCUCUGAUGGCUACCUGAAUGGGGUCAUCGGAUCAGUAAACACUAUGCUGAGGAUUCUCUACAAGGACGAAUAUGUCAAUUCUAGCGCCCAGAGCAACGUAUCUUCAAUCGCCUUUGCUGGAACCGUGCUCGGCCAGCUGGUAUUUGGCUAUCUGUCCGAUCACUGGUCCCGACGCCACUCUCUCCUUCUGUCGACCAUCAUCUUGAUUGUAUUUGCCGCUCUAGGAGCCGGCUCAUAUGGCGCUGGCGGGAGCAUUGGAGGCAUGUUUGCCGCUCUCGCAGCAUACCGGUUUCUACUCGGCGUUGGUAUCGGAGGUGAAUACCCCGCCGGUUCAGUGGCGUGUGCCGAGGCGACGGGCGAACUCAAACACGGCCAUCGCAAUCGCUGGUUUAUUUGCUUUACGAACCUCGCAAUCGACGUCGGGUUCGUGGUCUCGUCCUUUGUCCCCAUGAUCAUGGUCUUGAUUUUCACCGAAUCCCAUCUCCGCGCAGCGUGGCGCAUGUGUCUCGGCCUCGGUGUCAUUCCGCCCUUAUCCCUGUUGUACCUGCGAAUCAAGCUCCAGGAACCCGAGGAAUACAACCGCAACAAAAUGAACCGCUACCCCUACUGGCUGAUCUUCAAGUUCUAUUGGUUCCGACUCGUGGUCGUCUCGUUGAUCUGGUUCGUCUACGAUUUCUCCACCUACUCCUUCGGCAUCUACUCUUCUUCGUGGCUUGCCUUUUUGCUGCCGUCCGACGCUCCUCUCUGGAAGACCUUUGGCUGGAACACUGUCAUCAAUCUGUUCUACUGCCCCGGCGCGAUCAUCGGCGCAUUCCUCUCGGACAUCCUGGGCCCAAAAUACUGUCUCAUCCUGGGCGUCACGCUGCAAGGAAUUGUAGGCUUCGUCAUGACGGCGAUAUACAAGCACCUCGACCAGCCGUCGCAGGUGGGUGGGUUUGUUGUCAUGUACGGCAUCUUCCUGGCGCUCGGAGAAGUCGGUCCAGGUGACAACAUUGGGCUGGUCGCGUCCAAGACGUCAGCAACGUCGGUGCGAGGCAUGUACUAUGGCUUCGCGGCCGCGAUGGGAAAAGUCGGGGCGUUUGUGGGAAACUACAUCUUUCCUGAUAUCAUCAAGGCAGCAGGCGACGACGUCAUCAAGCAAGGCCAGUACCCGUUCUACGUUUCGAGCGCGUUGUGUAUCUUUAGCGCCUUGGUUGCGUUGUUCUGCCUCCCGAACAUCGGCCAGGAUACCAUCACUGAGGAAGACGAGAGGUUCAAAGCGUACCUCAUCAAGCACGGCUAUGAUGUCGACACUCUGGGGACGAAGAAGUUUAGAGAGGAGAAGACUUCGUUGGCCACGAGCCCGUGA